Messenger RNA from Oncorhynchus mykiss (rainbow trout), 4535 nucleotides. RefSeq names its product casein kinase II subunit alpha. NCBI's taxonomy places the organism in Eukaryota, Metazoa, Chordata, Actinopteri, Salmoniformes, Salmonidae. Gene Ontology annotation, biological process: peptidyl-threonine phosphorylation; peptidyl-serine phosphorylation; regulation of cell cycle. Gene Ontology annotation, cellular component: cytosol; protein kinase CK2 complex; nucleus. The record is from RefSeq and is a predicted model, not a curated record. Gene Ontology annotation, molecular function: protein serine/threonine kinase activity; ATP binding.
CCCCUAUCAGAAAACGCCCCGAAAUGCAGUCUGCAAUUACACCCUUCGCGGUAGUCCGCCAUAUUGUCUCUGAGACAGCAGAAAUCAUACAAAAGUACAUCGGCGAGAGGAAAGAAAGCGAACCUGCCUUCACUUGGAUCCCAUAUUUUAUCAACGAGCUGUCCAGAGGUUCCCCUGGGGGCUUCCCUUGCUUACAGCCAAAGCCCCCCCCCCCCCCCCCUUACCCCCUGUCCUGUCACGAAGAGGCCCCACCCCACCUCCCCUCCUCUCCCUCUUCCCUCCUCGUCCUUCUCUGCAGUAAGUGGCCCCUCCCCCUCCUCUGCCAAGCUGUUGGACAUGCCAGGACCCGUGCAGAGUCGGGCCCGUGUGUACACCGAUGUCAACACACACCGGCCCAGGGAGUACUGGGACUACGAGUCCCAUGUGGUGGAAUGGGGGUACAUACCAGACUUAAGUCACAGCGACAUUGGUGCUUGCUAAACUAUUAUGAGGAGUCUGAAAUUACUAUUUCUCUUCAUUCCAUGUUAAAUCUCAAGGCCAGAUCAAGAAAUCAAGAUGACUUCCAGUUGGUGCGGAAGCUUGGACGCGGGAAGUACAGUGAAGUGUUUGAAGCAAUCAACAUCACCAACAACGAGAAGGUUGUGGUGAAAAUACUCAAGCCCGUCAAGAAGAAGAAAAUCAAGCGUGAAAUUAAGAUCCUGGAGAACCUCCGCGGGGGCCCUAACAUCAUCUCCCUCAAAGACAUCGUCAAAGACCCAGUGUCUCGGACACCCGCCUUGGUCUUUGAACAUGUCAACAACACUGACUUCAAGCAAUUAUACCAGACCCUGACAGACUAUGACAUCCGGUUCUACAUGUUCGAAAUCCUCAAGGCCCUGGACUACUGCCACAGCAUGGGAAUCAUGCACAGGGAUGUGAAACCCCACAACGUGAUGAUUGAUCACGAACACCGAAAGUUGCGCCUUAUUGACUGGGGUCUGGCUGAGUUCUACCACCCGGGACAGGAGUACAACGUCCGAGUGGCUUCUCGCUACUUCAAAGGACCCGAGCUUCUGGUCGACUAUCAGAUGUAUGACUACAGUCUGGACAUGUGGAGCUUGGGCUGCAUGUUGGCCAGCAUGAUCUUCAGGAAGGAGCCUUUCUUCCACGGCCACGACAACUACGACCAGUUGGUAAGAAUAGCCAAGGUGUUGGGAACGGAAGACCUGUAUGACUACAUCGACAAGUACAACAUUGAGCUGGAGCCUCGGUUCAAUGACAUUCUGGGGAGACACUCUCGUAAGCGGUGGGAGCGCUUCGUCCACAGUGAGAACCAGCACCUGGUCAGCCCCGAGGCCCUGGACUUCCUGGACAAGCUGCUGCGCUAUGACCAUCAGGCCCGGCUGACCGCCCACGAGGCCAUGGCUCACCCUUACUACUAUACCGUUGUCAAAGACCAGGGUCGCAUGCCGGGGUCGGCUAACCCGCCCGGCGGAAAUACAGCUGUAAGCACAGCCAACACAGUCACUGGUAUAUCUGCCUUGCCAGCUGCUACUGCCCUGGGCACCCUCACCGGCUCGCCCGUCCUCUCUGCUGCCACCAACGCCCUGAGCACCCCUGUGCCCGCCUCCGUUAGUGCCCCCCAGUGAUGGCACCCCCAGGAGAGCAAACCUAUGGGUGCCACUCAUGCAGGCACGCACCAACAUCUGUACUUACUCAGUCAGUCCGACUGCCCUGAGAUCCAGGAAUGCCAACCUCUGAAGGCUAUCUCGCCUGAACAAUGUUUAUUUGUUUCUCCUUGAAUGAACUUGAGUUAACCAGACAUGAAAUGAAUGUUCUGUGUAAUCGACACAUGCAGGUAUUUAUUUAAUCUUGAUGGCUGUGUGUGUGGCUAUGUCCACAAUCUGAGAAUGAGUCACGAAUCCAAGGGUGAUGGGGGUUUCUCCCCCCGAACACGUUUUGUUUUUGUACGUUACUGACAAGUAGUUCAUCGGAAGGUAACAGGAAAGAGACAUUAGCAUUUAGACCAAAAGGAGCAGUCUGCAGUUUACUAAUGCAACCUUGUCAAACGAGCGCUGGCGAGCACACCUUAAGCAAUUCCCAUAUUUAGUCCAGUCUACUACUCUAUACCACCAUUAUGAAAGACUUCCCGAUAGUAUUUGGAAGUGUUUGGUGCUGUUCUGUGCUCCAGUGGUGAGUUGAAACACUGAAGCUGCCUCACUCAACGUAUCCUAAUGACACUUCAGCCUGAAUAGUAUGUCUUGCCUUUCUACUGUACUGGAUACCUAGUUUUUGAUGUAAGGAUUCCCUGACAGUUUUCCAUUUUUUUUACUGAAAUGCCGUGGUGUGCUGGAUGGUUUUAAUUUACUGUGGCAAUGGUUUGAUGGCAGUAUUGUCAUUCGAUCCCUUCGAAAGCCAGGCAAAACUAUCCGUUCUGUUAUUUUGAAAAGUUUCUCUCAAACGUGCUGCUUUGCAGUUCCUUCAUUUAAUUCAAGUCGUGAAAAACUAUGUUCACUCAAUCGCUUGAGAAAGAGGAGACCGACUGAACCUAUUUGUUUUCUCGGGGAGAGUUAGUUAUAUGUGGAGAAAAUAUGGAUGGUGUUAGAUAUAAGAUCACAACUGAAUAUGAAGGCACCAGAGUCCUGGUUAAGUUGGCUUGAAAUGUGUUGGUAUUUAUCUGCUGUUGGUACCUGAGGAGAGUGGUUUUCUUUUUGUAUUUAGUUUGUUUCGGGGAUACGUUUCUUGGAUUGAUCACCUGUUUGGCUAACACUUACGGUGGCAAGAAUAAGUAUGUGAACCCUUUGGAAAUACCCGGAUUUCUGCAUAAAUUGGUGAUAAAAUCUGAUCUUAAUCUUGGUCACAACAAUACACACAGUCUUGCUUAAACUAAUAACACACAAACAGUUGUAAGUUUUCAUUCACAGUGCAGGGUGGGAAGAGUAUGUGAACCCUUGGAUUUAAUAACUGGUUGAUCCUCCUUUGGCAGCAUUAACCUCAACCAAAUGCUUUCUGUAGUUGUGCAUCAGACUUGCACAACGGUCAGGAGGAAUUUUGGACCACCUCUUUACAAAACUGUUUCAGUUCAGCAAUAUUCUUGGGAUGUCUGGUGUGAAUUGCUUUCUUGAGAUCAUGCCACAGCAUAUCAAUCGGGUUGAGGUCAGGACUCUGACUGGGCCACUCCAGAAGGUGUAUUUUCUUCUGUUGAAGCCAUUCUUUGUUUUGGGUUGUUGUCCUGUUGCAUCACCCAACUUCUGUUGAGCUUCAAUUGGCGGACAGAUAGCCUUACAUUCUCCUGCAAAAUCUCUUGAAAAACUAGGGAAUUCAUUUUUCCGUCGAUGAUAGGGCCUGGACAGCGUGCUGAGGCAGCGAGGCAGCCGCAAACCAUGAUGCUCCCUCCACCAUACUUUACAGUUGGGAUGAGGUUUUGAUGUUGGUGGACUGUGCCUUUUUUCUCCACACAGUGUUGUGUGUUCCUUCCAAACAACUCAACUGUAGUUUCUUCUGUCCACAGAAUAUUUUUAUAGUAGCGCUGUAGAAAAUCCAGGUGCACUUUUGCAAACUUCAGAAGUGCAGCAAUGUUUUUUUUCCGACCGCAGUGGCUUCUUCCAUGGUGUCCUCCCAUGAACACCAUUCUUGUUUAGUGUUUUACGUAUCGUAGACUCGUCAACAGAGAUGUUAGCAUGUUCCAGAGAUUUCUGUAAGUCUUUAGCUGACAUUGUAGAAUUCUUCUUAACCUCAUUGAGCAUUCUGAGCUGUGCUCUUGCAGUCAUCUUUGCAGGAUGGAGAGUAGCAACAGUGCUGAACUUUCUCCAUUUUAUAGACAAUUUGUCUUACAUUGGAUUGAUGAACAUCAAGGCUUUUAGAGAUACUUUUGUAACCCUUUCCAGCUUUAUGCAAGUCAACAAUUCUUAAUCUUAGGUCUUCUGAGAUCUCUCUUGUUCAGGGCAUGGUUCACAUCAGGCAAUGCUUCUUGUGAGUAGCAAACUCAAAUUUGAGUGUGAGUUUUUUUUUUACAGGGCAAGGCAGCGCUAACCAACAUCUCCAAUCUCGUCUCAUUGAGUGGACUCCAGGUUAGCUGACUCCUGACUUCAUUUAGUUUUUGAGGAGUCAUUGGCCUAGUGGUUCACAUUCCAACCUACACUGUGAUUGUUUAAAUUAUGUAUUCAAUAUAGACAAGAAAAAUACAAUAUUUUGUGUUAUUAGUUUAAGCACACGGUUUGUCUAUUGUUGUGACUCAGAUGAAGAUCAGAUCAAAUCUGAAGACCAAUCUAUGCAGAAAUCCAGAUAAUUCCAAAGGGUUCACAUUCUUUCUUGCCACUGUAGAUACUGGAAGAUGUAUUGAACGUUUUCUCUGCGUUUUAGUGCCAUAAAUGUUCAUCUUGUGUAAGGAUAGACCCUGCUGUACAUAUGCAUCCUUUUUUUUUCUUCAUUUGAAAUCUCAAUAUAGGAAAAAUACAUGCAUACAUCAACAUUUGGGUCCUUACUUCACUGUAUAUAUUUGUAUGUCCUUUGAAAAUAUUUGUGUAAAUAAACACGUCUUUUAUUUAUCAAGUAAA